CCUUCUCUUUCUAUUCACCGAAUCAAGACCAUCAAUGUCACCAAUUUUAUAAAUUAUGAUCUGCUAAAUCAUAAUUUCAGGGUAUUUCUUAAAUCAUACGUUUUUUUUUUUAAAUUUUAUCAGUUUGGUCCAAACUCCAAAAUCCCCUUUUCCAUAUUACCUUUUUAAAAUGUUCAACCAAAAAAGAAAUUGUUUUGGACUCUGGAUUUGAGUUCCAUUAAUGGAAGGACUCUAAGAUUCUUGGGUUUCUUUCCCUUUUCUGCAAGUAGGACCCUUAGAGUUUAGGCGAUAGGGUUGGGGACCUUUUAGAUUGAAGUAAGAGGAUGAAGGAGUUGAUUGGGAGUCCAGGAACGGUGAGUGGAUUAACACUAAGGGUAACCCAAUGUGCUUUUGCUGCUGCUUCCAUUGCACUCAUGGUCUCUGCCUCUGGUUUCUCUACCUACACUGCAUUCUGCUAUUUGAUUGCAUCUAUGGGGCUUCAACUACUAUGGAGCUUUGGACUUGCAUGUCUUGAUGUUUAUGCUUUAAGGAGAAAAAGAGAUCUUCAGAAUCCAGUUUUAGUGAGCCUCUUUGUUGUAGGUGAUUGGGUGACAGCUAUGUUAUCACUGGCAGCUGCAUGUUCAUCAGCUGGUAUUAUAGUCCUAUAUGCAAGAGACUUGGACUUCUGCAAGGCUCAAAGUCAUAUCCCAUGCCGGCAGUUUGAAAUAUCGAUAAUUUUGGCAUUUAUCACGUGGCUUCUAAUCGCAAUGUCAUCUCAUGUCAUGUUCUGGAUCUUAGCCUCUUUCUAGAGGUCUAAGGGAUUCCCAUACAAGCACAUGACAGCAUCUCCUAUUUGACAUGUAAAUCCUUUGGUUUUUUACUUUGAUUUUGACAAUUUUGGAGAAUUCGAGUAGUUCUGCCGUUUGCCUGUGCACAUUUAAGCAUUUUUUGUUUUAGUACUCAAUUUCAUUCAAAA
Messenger RNA from Gossypium arboreum, 955 nucleotides. Its product is annotated as CASP-like protein 5B2. Gene Ontology annotation, cellular component: membrane. Lineage: Eukaryota; Viridiplantae; Streptophyta; Magnoliopsida; Malvales; Malvaceae. The coding region runs from base 324 to 788 and encodes 154 amino acids. The record is from RefSeq and is a predicted model, not a curated record. The transcript is spliced from 3 exons.